AAUUACCUUUUUCAGGACACCUAAUCCAACACAUACACAAUGGCGGAUGAUGAUAAAAAGCGUCUCGAGGAGGCGAAGAAGGCCAAACAGGCCGAGAUCGACCGCAAGCGCGCGGAGGUGCGCAAGCGCAUGGAGGAAGCUUCCAAGGCCAAGAAGGCGAAGAAGGGUUUCAUGACCCCCGAGAGGAAGAAGAAGCUCAGGUUGCUGCUGCGUAAAAAAGCCGCCGAGGAACUGAAGAAGGAACAGGAGCGCAAAGCGGCCGAGAGGAGGCGCAUCAUUGAGGAGAGGUGUGGUAAACCCAAGAACAUUGAUGAUGCUAACGAAGAUACUCUUAGGAGGAUUUGCAAAGAACAUCACGAACGCAUCAAUCGCCUUGAAGACCAAAAGUAUGACCUGGAAUACAUCGUUAAAAGAAAAGAUAUUGAGAUCUCCGACCUGAACUCCCAAGUCAAUGACCUCAGAGGAAAAUUCGUCAAACCCACACUCAAGAAGGUGUCCAAAUACGAGAACAAAUUCGCCAAGCUCCAGAAGAAGGCCGCCGAAUUCAACUUCCGUAACCAGUUGAAGGUUGUCAAAAAGAAGGAGUUCACCCUUGAAGAAGAAGACAAAGAGGCUAAGAAAGCGGAGAAGGCUGAUUGGGCUAUCGGCAAGAAGUAAACACUGUAACAACACGUCACAAACUUAACCCAUCCGUAUAACACCUGAAAUAAAAUUUGAUGGAUUUUAUUUAUUACGAAUUAAUAUAAGAAUAAAUUUAUUAUUUAAAAAUACUUAUUUUCAAAUGCCCUUAUGAUACCUAACAUGGAUGAGGUGAGAAAAGUUUGGGUAAAUUCGUUGUACCUACUACCUAAAUCAUAAGCUUGCGCUUUGAGUCAACGUUCUUAAAUGUUACGAUCGAGUAUAACGCGAGACCCCGCUUCGCAAUUCCUUAAGUUCCAUUUUUUAUCUAAAUAUAAAAGGUGCUAAUACAUAUUUUUUUAGCCUUUGUUACUAACUCUGUAUAUUAAAUAUUUUUGUAAUAAUGUAAUUUACCAGAAUCGGUAGGUUACUGCAAUUGUCUCAAGUGAAAAAUAUAUCUUAAUUUCUUUUGUUUUUCACACCCGAGCAAACUUCAAAUGGUUACAGACUUAAAUGACCGCACAAAACAGUUAAGGUAGCUAACUGCACAUAGAUCCAAAACACACGUACUUACACAAUUAUGCAGUCCCUGAUUAGAUUACGUUUAGCGGUGUGCUAAUGUUACCAUAUUUCACAGGGCGGAGUUGGAGGAAA
Messenger RNA from Cydia splendana, 1272 nucleotides. RefSeq names its product troponin I (gene wupA). Gene Ontology annotation, cellular component: troponin complex. The transcript is spliced from 8 exons. Lineage: Eukaryota; Metazoa; Arthropoda; Insecta; Lepidoptera; Tortricidae. The record is from RefSeq and is a predicted model, not a curated record. The coding region runs from base 40 to 657 and encodes 205 amino acids. Gene Ontology annotation, biological process: muscle contraction.